AUGGAGCAUCUAGCAAAGAAGGGCUGUGUGCAAUGGUUUAAGAGAGUUGAUACAGGUGUAGAUAAAAGCGGGCCACAGAUUAGCAUGGGUUCAGGAACAGCCAAUCGGCUGCGGAAGCUGUUACAUAAAAGAAAGAGCCAGCAGCAGCCGUCAGUUCAGACGGUAGCCCGGUGCCAGAUCCCGGGCCAUUUCAGUACUAGUCAAAGCGUGGAACUGCAAACCCUCAUAGGGAAAGACGCACCGCCGGCGCCAUCCACGAUUCAUAUCAACGAGAGGUACAUCCGUUAUGAUAUCAACACCACGCCCUUGGUUAUCGUGCUGGCGAUCUCAAUCGUAUUUUUCGCCUGUCUUCUGGUCCUCAAGGACAUCAUCUUACAGUCCUUGCAAAACAUCGUUAGUGUGGCCAAAUGGAAGAUCAUAGGGGCACCCUUCAUGGGCACGCCCUACGCAGGCCUGCUCAUGGGACUCGUAGGCACUGUGCUCUCGCCGUUAUCUGCUGUUUCAUCGUGGCUUUCCUUCAUCUUCUGA
Saccharomyces kudriavzevii IFO 1802 is the source of this 528-nucleotide messenger RNA. RefSeq lists its product as uncharacterized. The transcript has a single exon. NCBI's taxonomy places the organism in Eukaryota, Fungi, Ascomycota, Saccharomycetes, Saccharomycetales, Saccharomycetaceae. The record is from RefSeq and is a predicted model, not a curated record. The coding region runs from base 1 to 528 and encodes 175 amino acids.